Molecule: messenger RNA, 1976 nt
Organism: Girardinichthys multiradiatus
Lineage: Eukaryota; Metazoa; Chordata; Actinopteri; Cyprinodontiformes; Goodeidae
Product: EH domain-containing protein 2-like
Exons: 6
Coding region: 84-1721 (545 amino acids)
Biological process (GO): endocytosis; endosomal transport
Cellular component (GO): cytoplasm; plasma membrane
Molecular function (GO): GTP binding; calcium ion binding; protein binding
Source: RefSeq, a predicted model, not a curated record
UUGUGCGUUUUCAUUACUCCAGUUUGGUCUUUAAACCCUGAGCAGCUUCCACCUUGAGAAUAGCACAGGGAAACUUCCUCAACAUGUCUAUCCGGAGGUUCUGGAGCAGCCCGAAAACGUUGGGAGACGUCAACGUGGUGACAGAGGAGCUGAAGAAAUUUUAUUACAAGAGGCUGCUGCCGAUCGAGAAGCACUACUCGUUUCAUCACUUUCACUCCCCAAGCUGGGAGGAUGCAGAUUUUGACAACAAGCCAAUGGUACUGGUGAUGGGUCAGUACUCGACGGGAAAAACGACUUUUAUUAGGUAUCUCCUAGAGGAAGACUUCCCUGGCAGCAGAGUUGGGCCAGAGCCAACCACUGACUGCUUCACCGCACUCAUGUAUGGAGAGGAGGAGCAAGUCAUCCCUGGUAACGCUAUCACGGUGGAUCCAAAGAAACCCUUUCGCAACCUUGACCUAUUUGGAAAUUCUUUUCUGAACAGAUUUCAGUGUGUCCAGACGCCAAAUCCAGUCCUCGAGAAUAUCAGCAUAAUUGACACACCCGGUAUCUUAACUGCGGCUAAACGAAAAUUUAGCCGAGGCUAUGACUUCCAAGCAGUACUGCGCUGGUUUGCAGAGCGUGUGGAUCGGAUCAUCCUGCUGUUCGAUGCACACAAACUGGAGUUCUCUGAUGAGCUCACCAGGGCCUUUGGGGCUCUGUACGGCUAUGAGGACAAGCUGCGUGUGGUUCUCAACAAAGCUGACAGGGUGGACUCUCAGCAGCUCAUGAGAGUGUAUGGUGCCCUCAUGUGGUCGCUGGGGAAAGUGUUCCGAACCCCUGAAAUCUUACGGGUUUAUAUUGGAUCGUUCUGGUCAGAGCCGAGGCAGAGGUGCGACCACUACGAGCUAAUAGAGCUGGAGGAAGAGGAUCUGCUGACGGAUAUAAGGAAUCUGCCACGCAACGCUGCAGUGCGAAAGCUGAAUGACCUGGUGAAGAGAGCACGUUUUGUCAGGGCUCAUGCACACAUUAUCAGCUAUCUGAAGCAGGCGAUGCCAACCAUCUUUUGUAAAGAAAGGAAGAAGCACAGUCUGAUCUAUGAGCUUCCUGUUAUUUUCACCAAGAUUCAGCAACAGCAUCGAGUCCCAGCUGGUGACUUCCCUGAUUGCACCAAGAUGCAGGAGAAACUUCUGGGUCAAGAUUUCUCGAAGUUCAAGUCUCUGAAGCCAAGCCUGAUGAGGUCUUUGGACAAACUGUUAACCAUAGACAUAGCUGGUCUGGUUAUGUUACUCCAGCAGCAAGAGCAGAAGAAGAAAUCGCUACCUGCCGUGUUGGAUGGGGAAUUUUUGGGAACAUUCCGGCGUGAGCAGUUCAGCGGAGAUCCAUUUAAGGAAAUGCUUAAAGAUGAUGAGAUCAGUGAAGCAGACUCCGAUGAAUGGGUUGUAGAGAAAUACAAACCUAAAUACGAUGAGAUCUUCUAUAACCUAAGUCCACACGCUGGCAAACUCAGUGGCACCAAAGUCAAACGGUGGAUGACAACCACUCAUUUGCCCAAUUCUGUGCUUGCUCACAUCUGGAGGCUGUCAGAUAUAGACAGGGAUGGCAUGCUGGACAAUGAGGAAUUUGCCCUGGCAGUCCACCUCAUUGAGGGAAAGCUGGACGGACACUGGCUGCCCAGAGAGCUUCCUUCCCACCUUGUGCCGCCUUCUAAACGGCUCAGCACAUCAAGCGACACAACGGUGUAAUCUGCUCAUCAAAACCAAAUGGAAGACUGAGGAGACAUCACAUGUAAAAUAUUCACAAAAUAUUUUAAACAAAGCUGAUCAUACUGAUUUGGGGUCCAGAGAAACUUGUUUGCAAUGUUUUAUAUUUUCAUAAUCUUAUUACUGUUUAUUCUGGCAGAUAUCAAGUGUAAUGCAUUUAUGAAUAACAUUUAUGUUGUAAUUACAUUAAGUUUAACACUUUUCCACCAUUAUAAUACAGUCUGUCCUUCAACUUUC